Carassius carassius (crucian carp) is the source of this 587-nucleotide messenger RNA. Its product is annotated as protachykinin-1. The record is from RefSeq and is a predicted model, not a curated record. Bases 144 to 578 code for a protein of 144 amino acids. NCBI's taxonomy places the organism in Eukaryota, Metazoa, Chordata, Actinopteri, Cypriniformes, Cyprinidae. The transcript is spliced from 6 exons.
GAGACCCUCCUGCUGGCUGGACAGACUGUACUGAUGGGGGAAAAAAAUCUCUUAGCUGAGAAAGAUUUUUCUUUUGUCUUUUAAGCCCAUUUUUCAGUAGUUUUUACUUACCAUAAUCAUUUUAUUACACACUUUGGUUCCUUAUGGAGAUUUGGAAACUCUCAGCGUUAAUGCUCACCAUACUUGCUCUUGCCUGUAGUGUUCAAGGAUUGUCUUUCACUCUCAACAGAGACCACUGGAUCUCAGAUAACUGGGAGGAUGAACCAGUGGAGGAGACACUAGCCAGCCAAGUGGCCAGUCUACUCAAAAGAUCCAAAUCUCAUCCAUUCUAUGGACUUAUGGGCAAACGCUCCAAAUUUUUCCAGCCUGUGAAAAUGGAACGAAGAAGGCAUAAGGGGGACAUGUUUGUGGGACUCAUGGGCAAGAGAUCUUUAGGAGGUAUGGCUUUCCACUGCUCUACAUACACCAGUGAUUUCAGAAGAACAAUCCCAGAGAGCAGCACAGCAAUGGACAAAUCUGGAGAUUUGAACAAACAAACAGAUGUGCGAGAGGAAUGGAACAGACUGCAGUAUUACUGAUGACAUUAU